This is a messenger RNA of Pogona vitticeps (central bearded dragon), 5618 nucleotides long. It is a transcript of the gene BAP1, whose product is annotated as BRCA1 associated deubiquitinase 1. Gene Ontology annotation, cellular component: cytoplasm. Gene Ontology annotation, biological process: protein deubiquitination; ubiquitin-dependent protein catabolic process. Lineage: Eukaryota; Metazoa; Chordata; Lepidosauria; Squamata; Agamidae. The record is from RefSeq and is a predicted model, not a curated record. Gene Ontology annotation, molecular function: cysteine-type deubiquitinase activity.
GUUGGCGGAGGAGGAGGAGGAGGAGGGCGAGGGCGGCGGGGCUCUCCUCACGGCUGCUUGGAAGGGGGGCCUGGGGCCGGUCAUGGCGCUGAGACCUGACCCGGGAGGAAGAUGAAUAAGGGCUGGCUGGAGCUGGAGAGCGACCCCGGGCUCUUUACACUCUUAGUAGAGGAUUUUGGUGAGUAUAAUAAUAGAGUGAUGGAUGAAUUUGCCUGGGCCUACUUAUCCCCUGUGCUAACUGUACUGUAUCUUGUAGGUGUUAAGGGAGUACAGGUGGAAGAAAUUUAUGAUCUACAGAGCAAAUGCCAAGGGCCAGUCUAUGGGUUCAUCUUCCUUUUCAAAUGGAUUGAAGAGCGCAGAUCUCGACGGAAGGUUUCUACUCUGGUAGAUGAGACAUCGGUAAUUGAUGAGGACAUUGUCAAUAACAUGUUUUUUGCUCAUCAGCUGAUCCCCAAUUCUUGUGCCACACAUGCAUUGUUGAGCGUCCUCCUAAACUGCAGCAGUGUUGAACUGGGGCCUACUCUAAGCCGAAUGAAGGAGUUCACUAAAGGCUUUAGUCCAGAGAGCAAAGGUUAUGCCAUUGGAAAUGCUCCAGAAUUGGCCAAGGCACACAACAGCCAUGCUAGGCCUGAGCCGCGGCAUUUGCCAGAAAAACAGAAUGGGAUCAGUGCUGUCCGGACCAUGGAAGCAUUUCACUUUGUUAGCUAUGUCCCCAUUAAGGGACGGCUCUUUGAACUGGAUGGGCUGAAGGUUUAUCCCAUUGACCAUGGGCCUUGGGCAGAAGAUGAGGAAUGGACAGACAAAGCUAGAAGAGUAAUAAUGGAGCGGAUUGGACUUGCCACAGCAGGGGAGCCAUAUCAUGAUAUCCGCUUUAACUUGAUGGCAGUGGUGCCUGACAGAAGGGUGAAGUAUGAAUCCAAGCUACAGAUCCUGAAAAUGAACCGACAAACUGUAUUAGAGGCUUUGCAGCAGCUAAUCAGAGUGACUCAACCAGAGUUGGUCCACACCCAGAAAGCUCAAGAAUCCCAGGCUGCUGAGGAAUCCAAGUCCACCAACAGCAAGACCUCUUCUACUACAGUGGAACUGGGUAGAGUACAGCUGGUGCCGGAGAGCUCACAGGCAGAGAGUGUGGAGGAUUCAGGAGGCCAGGAUCAUCCUGCCCCAACUCAGAGCCCUACAAGCAAGUCAAAGCUGGGAAUUAAACCCCCCAUGAGUGCUGUAAAUGGAGCACUGCCAAACCCCAGUCCCAUUGUGCAGAGGCUUCCAGCUUUCCUGGAUAACCACAACUAUGCCAAGUCCCCCAUGCAGGAGGAAGAGGACCUUGCAGCUGGGGUGGGUCGGAGCAGGGUCCCAGUGCGACAUCAUCAGCAAUACUCUGAUGAUGAAGAUGACUAUGAUGAAGAUGAGGAAGAGGAAGUGUGCAGUGCUAAUCCUACCAUAAGUUACAAGCGGAAAGGCCCAGUGAAGCAGGAGCACCUUGUGGGAAGCGCGGACGGCCAGCUCUCUAUGCUCCAGCCCAACACAAUUAAUGUCCUCACCGAGAAGCUGAAGGAGACCCAGAAAGACCUCUCCAUCCCUUUGUCUAUCAAGACCAGCAGUGCAGGCGCUGCGGUUGCGGUGGUUGCCCAUUCCCAGCCCUCUCCUACCCCUAGCAACGAGAGUACGGACACUGCCUCCGAGAUUGGGAGCGCCUUCAAUUCCCCGCUCCGCUCCCCUAUCCGCUCCGCCAAUCCCACGCGACCCUCCAGCCCUGUCACUUCCCACAUCUCCAAGGUGCUCUUUGGGGAGGAGGACAGCCUGCUGCGCGUGGACUGUAUGCGCUACAAUAGGGCGGUGAGGGACUUGGGCCCUAUCAUUAGCACUGGCUUGUUGCACCUCACAGAGGAUGGCGUUUUUGGCUCCCUGAGUAUUGCAGAUGGUGGGAAAAGCACGUCUCCUUCUAGCAAAGCAAGUGAAGAGGUUUCUUCUGUUGUAAAACUGGAAGAAAGAGACUCAAACGAGCCAGAUGAAAGCAAGGAGAAGGCUGGGACAGCCCGGGCUAGUGAUCCUCCUGGUGGGGAAAAGUAUUCGCCUAAAGAGCUGUUGGCACUGCUAAAGUGUGUAGAAGCUGAGAUCGCCAAUUAUGAAGCUUACUUAAAGGAGGAAGUAGAGAAAAGGAAGAAAUUCAAGAUUGAUGACCAGAGGAGAACUCACAAUUAUGAUGAAUUCAUAUGUACUUUUAUAUCCAUGCUGGCGCAGGAAGGCAUGUUGGCUAGCCUUGUGGAGCAGAACAUCUCUGUGCGUAGACGACAAGGGGUCAGCAUUGGGCGUCUCCACAAGCAGCGGAAACCUGACCGACGGAAACGUUCCCGGCCUUACAAAGCCAAGCGACAAUAGCGUCAGUUGGACAGUUCUCUGUUCUUUGCUUGCCACUCCAAUAUUCAGAUUUCAGAAACGUCCCUGCCGGGGCAGUGCUCAGGAGGGAGGCGUUAUACUGAAAUUCUCUAUUCAAAUCAUCAGUGUUAGUAUAAGGUUACAUGUAAAUCCUCCUGCGUUCAACUGGUCUUUAGAUGUUUUAUGUUCCAACAUAUUCUGCCCACACCUCCACCCUGGGCCUCUAGUAUAAGGAGCAGGACCACUUGUGAUACCUACUGGCACCAUUCCUAAGUCUACUGUUCGGUGUCCUUGAUCCUUCUGCAAUAUACCUUGCAGUAGCCAUUGGCAUUCUUCAGAGACUUUCUGUGAAGACUCCUUAAAAAUGGAUAAGCCAAAUUGCUUCUAUCCUCUAGAAGGCAUAGCUGGAGAUGAUGUAGUAUUGAGUGCAGUUUUCCCAGAGAGUAGAAAUCUGUACAUUUCCUUCCCGAUGCUUUUGACUUUGUAAGGUCUGCUUUUGUAUUAAAUGGUCUCUCCCUAUCCCAAGCUCUAGUAUCACAAUAAGAGAGUACAAGGGGCUCCUGCUGUUGUCUGUGUGUGAAGGGAUCCUGUCCAGUUCUGAGUUGGACUCCUUAGCAAGUGUUCAUCAGGUCCGGCUAUCAAUUGUCUUGACUUUUCUGCCGAUAGUUUCUUUUUCUUUAAGUGCUGUGCUAGCAGAGAGGAGUUUCCAUUACAACCAAAGUAUGACCUUGUGGUGGGAGUGUUGCACACACAUUUUAUAGACCUUGUAUUACAAGUGCUGCUUUCUGGUAUAUAUGUGGAAACCAUGCGCACAAAGUAACCUGAGCAAGGAAUUCAUUUGAGAUAAUUUUUCAGAUUUGAUGUUGGAGCUCAAAAGCUCUAGCCUCAGAAAGUUGCUUGCUCUUGUUCAAAUUCUGUUGAAUAAAAUGUCUUUUUUAUGAAGUUAAACAAUCUGAGACAAGUGGAUAUCAUCUGAUGCCCUGUAUAGCGCUAGAAGUCACACAGUGGCGUUUGCUGUAUUCUGCCCCAUCCGCUUGUAUAAAAUCAUUAGAACAACAUUUGGAAAAAUGUAUUGGGAUGGAGGGUUAAUUUAGGUGGAUAGGGAUCAUGGUAGUGGUCUAUCCAUGUAAUUCCUUCAUCUGUAUAUUUUAGGAGAAAGGUGGGAAGAAGCCAUGAGGAAGCAGCUGUUCAUCUGUUGCCAGUAACUAGUCCUUUACUUUGCUUCUUAAAACUGAAGCAAACUUUCCAAGUAGUCAUGCAUUAGGACACUGGUACCAAGAGAUUUGUCGUUGUUUUGUGCUGUCGAAUUGCCUCUGACUGAUGGCAGCCCUAGGAAUGAGUGACCUCCAAAAUGCCCUAUCAUUAACAGUUCUGCUCAGCUCCUGAAAAGUCAAGACUGUGUCUUCCUCUGUGGAGUCAAACCAUUUCACAUUUUGGUUUCCCUCUUUUCCUACUGCCUUGAGCUUUUUCUAGUACUAUUGUCUUUUCCAACAAGCCCUGUCUUCUCAUAAUGUGCACAAAGUACAUCACCUCAGUUUAAUAAUUCAGGCUUCAUGUGAUCUAGGGCCAAAUUGUUCAUUUUUCUAGCAGUCUGUGAUACCUGCAAAGCUCUCCUUUGGCACCAUAUUUUGAAGUCAUCAACUUUUUUCCUGACAUUUUUCUUUCCUGUAAUUUUAAACACAGCAGUAUGGAUGAUCUUGCCUUGGUCUCCAGGGACAUGUUCUUAAAUUUAACGAUCCUUUCUAGCUCCUUCACAGCUGCCCUUCUGAGUCUCAGACUUCUUGGCUGCUGUCUCCAUUUGGACUGAUGACUGAACAGGUAUACAAAAUCUUUUCACAAUUUCAGUUUUUCUUCAUUGUCAACAUUAAACUGAUGUAGUUCUUCCGUAGUCAUGUUUUUUGUUUCUUUAAUGUUCACCUGCAGUCCCAGAACAUUCUUCUUUCAUUAAGAGACUGCAGGUUGAUAAUUCAGAAAAGCAGGUUUGCAUUUGAGUCCUUGGAGAGCAAAAUGUGGCUGGUGAGAAAUCUGAAGGCAGUAUUUUGCCAUCAUUGUUCAGAAAUGGCCAAGGGGAAAGGGACACAUCAUCACUGUCAGAGUGGUAUUCUGAGGUUGGGGCAGCUGGAGCAUCACUUUGUGGAUGCUACCUUACCAACUGCUGGGUUCUGCAGCAGCCAUGAACCGCUAUUGCCCGCUUACAGCCAACCUCAGUCUCCCAAUUUGUCUCCUUUGUCUCUCACAGGCAGUUUUCUGCUGCAAUGUGAGAGAUUAUUUGGCUUGCCAGUGGGGAAGUUCUUUAGCUGUCAUGGCUGUCUCCUUUCCCUUACAUAUGCUGGUUUACAGUAUUUUGUUACUACAGAUGGGAAUGAAUUGCUGGUUCAGCAGUAUGUUAAUUGGCUGAAUAGUUGAUCCAUGGCUUGGCACCCGGCACCCUCUGGCAGGCGCCUACUUGGAAGCAGCGCCUGGUGGAGGCUGGCAGGGUGCUGCCGCUUUGUAGCCUGUGAUAGUGGACAUUGUGGUUGAUGGUCAGAUCCAAGCAUUUGUGUCUGGAAAGGGUUGCAGUCCCAUCAACGUAUGGAGAGCCACAUAUUCCCCGGCUUGCUUCUACAUUGGGGUGAGCCCAGUGUGGUCCUUGGGCCACAUGUAGCUCCCAAGGCUGGUUUGGCAACCCUUACACCUCAUCUACCAAAAAUUGCUCCCACCAAAGAGCAGGGGUGUGUCUGCUUCUGGAGACUUCUGAGAGUUGGGGUUUACUUUUCAAGCGGGUUGCAGUUUUCCCCUUGACCUAUAUCAAAGUAAUAAUUUUUGAGAUCUAAGAGCACAUUUUAGAUUUAUGCUGCAAGUCAUGUUCAGUUUUGUUAUUUUUUUAAAAAAUUCAAUCUGUAUUCUGUACAGAAUAGUGGUUUGUGUGGGUCUGUGAAAAAUUCCCACAUCUUUUCUGAAUCCUGCUAGCCGGCAGUCACAGGGCAUUGCUGUUUUUGGAAGAUUUUGUUCCAUCACACUUUCUUUUUGAGUUCAGUUAGAGGUUUCCAAAUAGAGACAACAGCUGUGGAGUGUAAGGGCAGUGGUUUCUGAGAGGAUAAUCAUGGCGCUGAAUGCAGAACAGCAUUUGCUUUCUCUGCAAAUAUGUACAGACGGCUUUUUGUAUCUAUGGACAGAAUCAUCUGUCUUUUGCUUCAUCAAUUUCAAGUGCUGUAAAUACCAAUUUUGUUUUUUUAAAAAUAAAAAUGUAUACUUCUUGCCUCCAA